Molecule: messenger RNA, 491 nt
Organism: Caenorhabditis angaria
Lineage: Eukaryota; Metazoa; Nematoda; Chromadorea; Rhabditida; Rhabditidae
Source: the annotation of a GenBank genome assembly
AUGGGAAACGUUAUUCCCCGCUUUUUCACGUUUGUUUACCGCAAUCUGUGGGAACCAGUAGUCCAACCGUUUCCUUUUGAUGUUCAAGAUGCAUACUUCUUGAACAAUCGUGCUCGAUCAAAUCAUGGAGAUGAUACAGACACCGAUGACAACGAUUCAGUUGUGUCCCAAAGACUACCGGCUGGCUAUCGUGGUCCAUAUCCAAUCGCAAACGACCAUAUAAUUCCCCAGGAGGGCAACGAAAGAGAAGAUGAUGAUGAUUCGCAAUUCAUUCGUUAUUUGGACUGGAACGAUUUGAAUGACGCUUAUCUUCUCUACUCGAAUGCUUUGUUUCCAGGAUUCUAUCGAAUUCGUUUGAACAACUUGAUGAUCGUAAGAAAUUUCAUUUUUUGUAGCUUUCUCAUCAAAAUAUGUAUUUUCAGUUCAUUGGAAUCAAUGAAAAUGGAGAAUUCCAUGUUUUCCAAGCCGACUUCAAUGAUCCACGCUAUUAG